Molecule: messenger RNA, 2819 nt
Organism: Rhinichthys klamathensis goyatoka
Lineage: Eukaryota; Metazoa; Chordata; Actinopteri; Cypriniformes; Leuciscidae
Gene: sort1a
Product: sortilin 1a
Exons: 20
Coding region: 151-2595 (814 amino acids)
Biological process (GO): Golgi to endosome transport; vesicle organization; endocytosis
Cellular component (GO): Golgi apparatus; membrane
Molecular function (GO): protein binding
Source: RefSeq, a predicted model, not a curated record
CAAUCCGUGAGUUAGUUUAGCAGUGCGAACAGCGGCUUCACUACAGACAUGAGUCAGAGUGUAAACACUUCACGUUCUCUUCUAUUACCAAUAAACCGGCUAUUCAUGGAAAUUUAGACGGAAGAAUUUUGUGCACAUUAAACGGAAACCAUGAGCACCGUGUUCUGCUGUGUUUUGGUUGUGUUAGUCUCAGUGGCUCUUUGCAUGGACUUUGAAGAGAGACCCAGACGCUUUAGCAGUGAGCAACUCAUGUUUCAAAAGAGUCACAAAUCACGAAAUUUGCUCAGUUUGGGAGAUUUACAUCAGCCGGAUCAUGUCAGGAUGAAAAGGAGUGAAGAAUCCGCACAAAAUCAAUGUGAAUCAAUGCACGGCUUUGAUUCUACGUUAAAAAACAACACUCAUACGUAUAACUUCAACGACCUGAGUGGCUCGGUGUCUCUGGCCUGGGUUGGAGACGAUACAGGGGUGCUACUGGUGCUCACCACGUUCCAGGUUCCUCUUUUUAUCAUGCGGUUUGGUCAGUCCAGACUGUACAGAAGUGAAGACUAUGGAAAGACAUUCCAGGACAUCACCGACCUCAUUAACAACACCUUCAUACAGACAGAGUUUGGCAUCGCAAUCGGUCCUGAAAAUUCUGGGAAGGUGAUCCUCACAGGCGAUCUAACCGAGGGGAGAGUCACCAAAAUCUUCCGUUCAGUUGAUUUCGGCAACAGCUUUGUGACCUCUGAGCUUCCCUUCCAUCCAUUAAUGCAGAUCACAUACAACCCCAGAGACAGCAACAUACUCAUGGUCUACAGCAUCAGUUAUGACUUAUGGCUGUCCGAGGACUUCGGGGGCAGUUGGAGGAAGAUCCAUGAGACUGUUUGUCUUGUGAAAUGGGGAAUUGAUGACACCAUUUUCUUAACUACAAAUCCCAAUGGAUCCUGCAGUGACCGGGGAACCUUGGAAUUGAGAAAAUCAUUAGACUAUGGCAGGACAUUUAAAACUAUUGGAAGCAGGAUUUAUUCCUUCGGCUUGGGUGGACGCUUUGUUUUUGCCUCAGUCAUGACUGACUCGGGUUCCACACGCAUGAUUCAUGUCUCAGUAGAUCAGGGGGAGACGUGGGACAUGGCUCAACUUCCCACCGUUGGCCACGAACAGUUCUACUCCAUUCUAGCCGCAAACAAUGAUAUGGUCUUCAUGCACGUAGAUGAACCUGGAGACUCAGGUGUUGGUACCAUAUAUGUAUCUGAUGACCGAGGUACAGUGUUUUCCAAGUCUCUGGAACGCCAUUUGUAUACCACUACGGGCGGAGACACUGACUUCACCAACAUCACCUCUCUGAGGGGCGUAUAUUUGACCAGUGUGCUCGCAGUGGAUGGCUCUGUACAGACAGUGAUCACAUUCAAUCAAGGUGGAGGGUGGCGACCUCUGCAGAAGCCCUGGAACGGAGUGUGUGACUCCACAACCGAGCACCCAGACAAAUGUAGUCUGCAUAUUCACGCAUCCUACAGCAUCUCUAUGAAACUGAACGUGCCCUUGCAGCCCCUCUCAGAGCCCAAUGCAGUGGGACUCAUCCUGGCACAUGGGAGUGUGGGAGGCGCAGUUUCUGUGCUUUCUCCAGACGUGUACGUGUCGGAUGACGGGGGUUACACAUGGUUUCAGGCAUUAAAAGGCCCCCAUCACUACGCCAUACUGGAUUCAGGAGGACUCCUGGUAGCGGUGGAGCACAACCCCUCACACCCCAUAUCACAGAUCAAAUUUUCCACUGAUGAAGGUCAGUGUUGGCAUGUGUAUAAUUUCACAAGUGACCCAAUAUACUUCACUGGCUUGGCAUCAGAACCCGGUGCCCGCUCCAUGAACGUCAGCCUGUGGGGCUACAGAGAAACCGUCCGGACUCAGUACUGGGUUUCAGUCACUGUCGACUUCAGGCUGUUGCUCUCUAGAGACUGCCAGGAUAAUGACUACAUUGAGUGGCUCGCUCACUCCAGCAAUAAUAGCGACCCCACUGACGGAUGCAUACUGGGAUACAAGGAAAGGUUCUUACGUUUGAGAAAGGACUCGGUCUGUUGGAACGGCCGGGAUUACAUGGUGACCAAGGAGCCCACAACAUGUUCCUGCACCCUAACUGACUUUCAGUGUGACUUUGGGUUCUACCAUGCGGAAAACAGCUCUGUGUGUGUGGAGCAGCCUGACCUUAUUGGCCAUUCAUUGGAGUUCUGCCUGCACGGGCGCAAAGAGCAGCUUCAGACCAGCGGUUAUCGGAAAAUUCCCGGGGACCACUGUGAAGGAGGAAUAAUUCCAGAACGAAAAGAGAUCGAUCUGAGUAAGAAGUGCGUCAGUAACUUGCUGAGGUCAGAGCUACCGGUAGAGGAACAUUCAUUCAAUUCAGCUCCUAUAAUCGCUGUGGUCAUCGCUGUUCUAAUUAUCAGUGCCGUUGCUGGGGUUAUUUUCAUCAAAAAAUAUGUCUGUGGAGGAAGGUUCCUGGUGCACAGGUAUUCUGUAUUACAGCAGCACGCUGAAGCUAACGGUAUCGAUGGUGUGGACGACCUGGACACACUGGAGGUUGGCAAGACGCACUAUCAUGAUGAUUCAGAUGAGGACCUUCUAGAGUGACAGACACAUGGAUCAUCACAAAACUGUAUCAAAUUAAGAGAAAAACCACAAUGCCUACCCUUCCCAUGACCCUCCAUGUGUGUGUAUCUGCGUUCCAGCACCUAUCGGAUAAUGACACACAUUCUGCCUAAUCAAUUUGUUUUUGGCUAGUUGGGGACAAAUAUUCAGCGUUCAGAGCAGCAAGAUUUGACUACAAGGACAGGAACAGAGAAAACAUGCAUUUU